Caenorhabditis remanei is the source of this 1707-nucleotide messenger RNA. RefSeq lists its product as uncharacterized. Lineage: Eukaryota; Metazoa; Nematoda; Chromadorea; Rhabditida; Rhabditidae. Gene Ontology annotation, cellular component: nucleus. Bases 1 to 1707 code for a protein of 568 amino acids. The record is from RefSeq and is a predicted model, not a curated record. Gene Ontology annotation, biological process: regulation of DNA-templated transcription. The transcript has 4 exons. Gene Ontology annotation, molecular function: DNA-binding transcription factor activity; cis-regulatory region sequence-specific DNA binding.
AUGUCCUACAAUUUCAAUGAUGAUUCCAAAUGGUUCACAUCACCUGAGGAUUUAGAAAGAGACGGUGAUAUAUCGAUUGAUUUCGAUCGGAAUGUUCUAGAGGACCGUGACUACUGUAGUCAGGAGCAGCCUUGGGGUACUCCGUUGAAUUGUAAUGAUGAUGUGGAGAGCAGUCAGAGGAAUCAGAUCCCUCAUGACCAAGAUGAUAUGGACUGCGGUAACCAGGAUCUUGAUGUGUACGGGGACGACGACUUUGGACAGGAUUUUGGACAGAAGGAUAUUGGCACAGACUCCCAAGUGCUCAAUGACAAUACAUACCAAAAUGCUACGUCUCAUGUCCAUUUGGAAGUGCCACAAGACAAGGAUUACGCGCCCCAACAAAUUCAGACUGCUCAGAUCCCAGAAAGCACUGAGAUCUUGCACGACGACGGGGUCUUUUUUGACAGUUUCCAAGAUCCUAUCAUGGAUGAGAUCCAGCAACAGAUCCAACAAUAUGUGGGCAUCGACGAAAACGGAAAUAAGAAUGCUCAGCAGCUGGUCGAGCAGCAACAGUCCAAGUCUCAGAUCGACAUGAACCAACACCUGAUCCCAGUCAAUCACAGCCAGGGGCAUCAGAAACAGCAUCUGGAUGCUCAGGACCGUCCCAAUCAGGAUUACCAACCCAACAUCCAGGAGCAACAGCCAUCGACUUGGAGCCUACCCAUCCAGAAUCUUCCUCCCGGCCCCUACCGCCUCACCACCCAAGAGCGUCGACUCCUUCGCACCUCGCCCUACAGUACCAAAUCUACAGUACCCAAGAAAGGAUCUCAGAACAAUCGAUUCGUGGGACUUAUCCCUUCAGUCCUGCUACCAAAAACUCAGACCUCCAAAGAUGCUCCCUUGCCAAGAAGUAAGACGACGCCCAACCCGAAGUUUUUGCAAAUUCUCAUCUGGAGAAGUGAGAAGAACCAGAGACCAGCGGAAAGUCUCCCCCGCCCUGCGUUCUCCUAUCAAGUUCUGGCGAUGAUGGCCUGUAUGAACUCCCCGUCGAGAAGUGUCACACCUCAGGAGGUCUAUUCUUUCCUACUCCAUCACUUCCCCUACUAUCGGUUCGUUGUUGAUCAAGACUCGUGGAAGAGUUCAGUGAGAAAUGCUCUCUGUAGUGAGAAAUAUUUCUGGAAGAUUUCUGGGCCGGAAAAAGAGUUGAUGUACAAGAUUCGUAGUGAAGAAGCCGUGGGAUUCACAAAGGAAGAGUCGGCAUGGAUUGAGACGGAUCCGAGGGGCAAAGAAUUCUUCUCCAAAAUGGCACUUGGUCAUCUGGGUCUCCCCCGUCAACUCUUUUACACCAUUAUCGGAAUCGGAUGCCCCCAAUACGCGGGUCCAGAAAACUCCGCCCUCUUCUAUCAUCUCUGGUCCCUAGGCCUUGAUUUCAAUGAUCUCCACAACGAAAACCCCUUCCGAAUCCAUGUGUCACCAUUUGAGGGGGCGGAGCCAGUGUUCGAUGAAGGACACGAAUUUCUGAAAAUGGGGAGAAAAAGGAUGUUGGUGGAGAAGAGAUUCGGAUAUGGAUGUAAUUUGGAGGAUGGAGAAAAGAAGUGGUUGAUGGAGGAGAACUCGAAAUUCUUUGAAAAUCUCCAUUGGUAUUUUGAGCAGAUGGAGGAGAUGAAGAGACGGAAUAUGGAGAAUUGGACGACGCCUUCGUUGGUCAGAACGAAUUUUUUGGUUUAA